Messenger RNA from Fonticula alba, 6420 nucleotides. RefSeq lists its product as hypothetical. Bases 1 to 6420 code for a protein of 2139 amino acids. The record is from RefSeq and is a predicted model, not a curated record. NCBI's taxonomy places the organism in Eukaryota, Rotosphaerida, Fonticulaceae. The transcript has 3 exons.
AUGCCCAGCUUGCUGGCUGGCCGCCGGGCCCGGCCGGGCCCGGCCCUAGUGGGCCUCUUCGGACUGCUGGUCCUGGCCCUGGCCAACCUGGCGGCCUGUCUCCAGGCCAACGUCCAGGAAGGCGUGCCGCACUUUGCUCCACAAGAAACACCUGUGCCAUCCGGCCAGGCCAAUGUCCGCCCAUUGAAAGGCCCGACCGACAGCGGGUCCACCAUGGUGGCCCUCCCCACCGAGGAGGAAUUCCUCCAGUUCCUGCCGACCAUAGAUGUCUCCUUCGGGGACCUGCGCGCCGGGUCAUUCCUGCAGCUGGGCACCACGGCCAGCCUCCCGUUGGCCGGGCAGCCCAGCGUUUCGGGUCACCUUUUCCCCGGCCUGGAUGACACCCCGAUAUUGGUGGCCUUCUCGCCCGGCCUCCUGUCCUUCCGGGCGCUCACCGCCGGCGGGGCUCUCUCAUUCACCUGUGCCUCCCCGUGCCACUUCCUGGCGGGCUCGAUCGACGCCGCUGGUCAAAUCUGCGUGAUGGUCCACGAUGGCACAGAUGCCCUGAUGCAUGUCUCCGACGGCAGUGGCACCCCCCAUCCCGUCCCCUUCAACAGCCCUGCCGGCGCUUCCCGUCGGGCAACGCCGACCCUGGAUGGGUUUCUGGUCUGGGACGGCGGAGUUCACUAUAUGGCCAUCACCCACGAUGGUGUCCUCUCCCAGCGGGACCGCAUCCAGCCCAUCAUCCAGAUUGUCGUCACUCGGCUGGCGGGCCAGCAAGCCGACACGGCGACCGACAUUUUUCUCCUGCAAGACGGCAGCAUUUACUCCGCCCUGGGUGAGGAUGUUCCCCUGCCUGACGGCUUCAAGCCGACCUUCCUUCAUGCGCCCAACAUCCUGGAGCUGGCUCCCCACCAGACGGUCCCCUGGAUCCUGGCGGGAAACGCGCAAAAGCUCUUCCGUGUCGACAUCCACACCCACAACUGGUGGCCGGUCAUCCUGCCGGAUGACGUGCCCCACUCGGCUCUGGCCGAUGCUGCCAUGUUCCUCCUGCCACGGAGCUCGUCAUCCCCCACGUCUCGCUGGGUCCUGGCCAUUGGCAAUCGCCUUUUCUUCGAUCCCCUGCAGUUCCGAUGCGACGCCGACAGCACCAUCAACUGCUUGAACUUCGACACUCAUGCCUCCUGGGAGUGUGCCCCCAAGCGCGAAUACUCGCCACUCCGUCUGGAUGGGCACCUGUGCGCUGGCUGCGCGCCGGGCAACUUCCUGUCGCCCUUCUCCGAGUCCAGUGCGUACCGCCACCCGGCGUCGUGGUGUGCCCUGGCGGAUCUUCGCCUGGCCCAGCCACGGCAGGCCCCCGGGUCCCAGACACAUUGCAGCGUCUGCAACGCCGCGCGCUGCCUCGUCUGCACUUCGGGAUACAUGCUCAGCUUCCUCAACCCCGACGCGCCCACCUGCGAGGCCCGGUGCCCCAACGGGCUGAAGCUCACCGGCCUCGGCAUCUGCCUGCCGGAUGAUGGGGUCGCGCCUGCGGCCCCGACCCUCGGCACCCACCCGGUGGACAACCCCGCCGAGGUGGAAUUCACCGCCAUCAUUCGCACGGCAUUGAUCUUCCUCGGCGCCGGAGCAUUCCUGCCACUCACCGAAGCGGUCGGCAACGCCAACACCCCCUCCUUUUGGCUGCUGUCGCCCAAUGCCCGCCCGGCCGUCGGCCAUGGCAGCCCCUCCUUCCAAGUUUGGCCCAUGAAUAUCAAUGACCCGCUGUUGGACCUGGUCGGCAUUGUCUCCCUCACCGAGGUGGGCCCCCUGCCGGAUGCCGAGUUCGGGGCGCGCCUCCAUCUGGCCUUCUGUGAUGGGGGCCAAACAUUCCGCAUCCAAACCGUCACAUGUGCCACCGCCCCAUCCCCCGGGCAGGAGUCAUGCGGCUCUCUGCACAUCUCAUCGCCCGUGGACUAUGACAUCCCGUGCGCCACCGUCCGCCGGAUUGCCCCGCGCAUGGUCUCGGUCCUGGGCAACGGCAACCGGCUCUUCCUGGUGGACUUCCCGACCACCGGCUCGCCCAUCCUCAUGGACACCCUCCUCGAGACCGACCGCCACCCGGCGUCCUUCCCGUCGGCCGGCGGCGAUCCGCUCCGGUCGUGGAUCCUCGCCGCCAGCUCGGCAAAUAGCUUCCUCUGGCCCCUGCACAUGGUCCGGGUGGGCGAUGGGCGCCUUGCCCGGGAUUCGGCCGCCCCCCGGGCCAUUGGCCACACCUCGGGCGACCUCUUCCCCCUUGUCCUGCCCACCGGCCGCGGCGCGGAUCUGGCGCUCCUGGCCGGUGUCUCGGCCACCGGGGUCUGGUCCUUGCACAUGGUCCCGCGGGAUGUACGGCCCCAUGGCCGGACGCUUGGCCUCCUGCCCCGGUCGAUGAGCUUCGACCUUGGCACGUCCGACACCAGCCCCUUCAGCCAGCACCCGGUGGCGAUCGCCGGCCUUCCGGAAUACCCCGGGCUCGUGGUUCUCUUCCUGCCGACCCGGGUGGCCGUGAUGCUGCUCCAUUGCCCGGGCACCAGCCCCGAGUCCUGCAUCUUCCUCGAGCCCCAUGUCCAAAGCACCGAGCAGCUGCAGCCCGUCACCCCCGGGGCCGCGUCCGUGGCCCUGCUGAGCCUGGCUCCCCCCCCGAUGCAGGCGGCCACCCUGCCCACGGUCACCCUCCUGCUGACCGCCGGCCGCCAAACGCCCUCCCUGUGGGAGAUGGUCCUCCCCCUGCCGGAGCCCAGCCCCACCGGCUGCCCGGAUCGCCAGUACCUCGACAGCAGCACCACCACCCCGGGCCAGUGCCGGCCCUGUGACGAUCUGUGUCACACCUGCACCGGGCCCGGGCCGGACGCCUGCACCGCCUGUCGCCUGUACCCCCACCAGGCGUCCACGCACUGUGUCGCCAUGUGUCCCCAGGGGAUGACCACCCCGGGCCCGGGGCCCCAGCCCCAGGUGUGCGCCUGCCCGAGCGCCUGCCAAGCGUGCGUCUUCCUGUCGAACAGCUCGUUCGAGUGCAGCUGCAAGCCGGGCCAUGUCCGAGCCGCCGGCACGCCCCUGUACCAGCCCUGCCAGCAGUGUGCGUCCCAAUGUGCCGAGUGCUCCAUCCCGGGGAAUGAGCAUUCCUGCACCGCCUGCCCCCCGGGCCGGUUCCUCCUCGGGGGUAUCUGCCGGGAGGCCUGCCCGGACGGGCACUACCCCAGCGGCGGGGCGUGCCUCCAGUGCGCGGACCCCUGCCUGGAGUGCGGCGCCGCCGACGCGUGUGUCCGCUGCUCGGCCGGGCACUUCCUGCAUGAUGGCCGGUGCCACCGGUGCCAUGCCUCUUGCGCCUCCUGCCGGGAUUCCCUCUCCUGCACGACUUGCCGGUCGGGGCUCCUGCUGCCGGUGGCCGGCCCGGAUGACGGCCCGUGUGUGGAUGCCUGCCCGGCCGGCGAGACGCCCAACCCCUCGGGCAGCCGGUGCCUCGCUUGCGGGCCCUCCUGCGCCCUGUGCUCCGGCGGCCCGGACACCUGCCUCCUGUGCGCCGCCGGGCAUGCGUGGGACCCGGCCGCCGGCGGCGGCCCGGCCGGCCAGCGCCUGGGCCCGUGCCUGGCCUGCCCGGCCGGCUGCGCAUCCUGCAUGCUGGCCGCCGGCCAGCCGGGGCAGUGUCUCUCCUGCCAGGCCGGGCUGGUGCUGGCCCCGGGCGGGGGCGCCUGCUCCGGCUCCUGCCCGCCCGGGUGGUUCCCCGACGAGGCAGCCCCCCCCGGCGGCCCGGCCGAGGGGGGCCACUGCCAGCCGUGCGCCAUCGGCUGCACCCAGUGCACCGGGCCCGGGGAUGCCCAGUGCACGGCAUGCGCCCCGGGGCUGGAGCUCCUGGCCCUGGAGCCCGGCGGCCCGGCCACCUGCCAGUCCGGCUGCCCGGCCGGCUUCUUCCGCGACCUGGCCUCGGACCAGUGCCAGCCCUGCGACGGGGCCUGCUCCGCGUGCAACGGCCCCACCGAUCGCGAUUGCUGGCUCUGCGCGGCCGGGGCCCUGGUCCAGGAUGGCGAGUGUGUCCAGCGCUGCGCCGCCGGGCAUGUGGCCCUCGGGGGCCGGUGCCUGCCCUGCCAUGCCUCGUGCGGCGAGUGCACCGGCACCCGGGGCACCGAGUGCACGGCCUGCAGGCCGGGGCUGCUGGCCCUGCCGGCGCCCGGCGGGCCCCCCGCCCCGGGGCACCGGUGUGUGGCCGACUGCCCGGCCGGGCAUGCGGCCACGCCGGACGGCCUGGCCUGCGCCCCGUGCGCGGCCCAGUGCGUCCGGUGCCCGGCGCCGGUGGACCAAGCCCCCGGCGGUGGCGGCUCGGCCCCGGCCGACGCCGGGCCCUGCAUCCAGUGCGAGCGUGGCUGGCUGCUGGUGGCGGAGGCCUCCUCCGCCGGCGGGCCCGCCUGCCGGAGGGACUGCCCCGCGGGCCAGGCCUCCACCGGGUCGGCCUGCGUCGAUUGCCAUGCCACCUGCACGGCCUGCGAUGGCCCGGCCGCCGACCGGUGCCUCGCCUGCCGGCCCGGGCAGGUCCUCCACGCCGGCCGGUGCCGGGAUGCCUGCCCGGCCGGGGCCUACCCCGACGCCGAGGCCGGCGCCGGCGCCGGCGACGCAUGCGCUCCCUGCCAUGUGGAGUGCGCCCAAUGCCAUGGGCCCCAUGCGGACCAGUGUCUUGCCUGUCCGCCCGGCCGGUCCCUCUUCCAGGGGGCCUGUGUGGCAUCCUGCCCGGAUGGGGCCCAUCCGGCUGCCGGGCCCUCCGGCAAGCCGGAAUGCGCGGCCUGCCACCCGGCCUGCGCCACCUGCCACGGCCCGGGCCCGGAGCAGUGCGCCUCCUGCCCGAGCCCGGGGCUCCUGCUGCCGGCCGGGCAAACCUGCGUCGAUGCCUGCCCCCCGGCCGGGAGCUUCCCCUGUGCCGAUGGCCGGCGGUGUGGCACCUGCCAGCCGGAGUGCCGGCAGUGCCAGGCCGCGCCCGAGGGCCAGCCCAUCCCCCCGGGGGGGGCCUUCUGCCCCAGCACCUGCACUCGCUGCCAGGCGGACUGGGUCCUGGCCACCGAUGGCCGGUGCAUGGCCCACUGCCCGGCCGGGGAGUUCCUGCGGCCGGGGCCCGGCCUGGCGGACGACCUGGCCGCCGGGCUGGCCACCUGCGCCCCCUGCCAUGGCGACUGCCUGACAUGCGCCCAGCAGGCCGAUUGGUGCACCUCCUGCCGGGGGCCCGACCAGUGGCUGCUGCCGGAGCUCGGCGCCUGCCGGGCGGAUGGCUGCCCGGCGGCCGGCAUGGCCCCGUGGGAGUUCGACCCGGCCGACGCCGGUGGCCCCUGGCCCGGGCCGACGCGCGUGUGCCUGUCCUGUGCCCCGGGCUGCGGGCUGUGCGCCGGGCUGGCGGCCGGGGCCCCCUCCCCCCGGGCCGGGCUGUGCCACUUCGCCCUGCCGACCGGCAGCCUGACCUGCGCCCGGGCGCCCGGCUGCCAGAGCUGCCACGGCGGCUGGUUCCUCGGGCCGGACCCGGCGCUGCCCUGCGUCGAGGCGUGUCCUGGCGGCUACUUCGCCGAGGGGGGCGCCUGCGCCGCGUGCGCGCCGGGCUGCGCCAGCUGCCACGGCCCGGCCCCGGCGGCCUGCCUCGACGCCCCGAAGGCCAGGUCAUCUCGCCUGGCCCUGGCCCUGGGGCUGGGCAUCGGCGGGCUGGUGCUGCUGCUGCUGCUGCUGCUGCUGGUGCUGGUGCUGGUGCGCCGGUAUCGCCGGUCGGCGGGUGCGGCGGCCCGGCGCAAGGCCCUGGGCCCCGACGCCGGCCCCGGCCUGGACGCCGAUGCCACCGUGCUCAAUACCCUGGUCGAGCUGUCGCUCCCGGGCAGCAUGAUGGUCCACCUGGAGGGGGACUUUGCCCCGGUCGAUGGGGCCCCCCUCGGGGCCGGCACGCAGGCCACGGUCUUCGCCGCCCGGGCCGUGGGGGCCGGCAUCUCCGACCGACUCGGCUGCCCGGCCACCGUGGCCAUCAAGCAGCUGCGGGCCGCGGGCGCCGGGGGCUCGGCCCCGGGCCGCACCUCGCUGGCCCUCUUCCAGAAUGAGAUCUCCCUCAUGUGGCUGCUCCGUGACUGUGCGCAUGUCGUCCGGCUGUAUGGGUACAGCGAGCAGCCGCCGGCCAUCGUGAUGCAGCGCUUCCAGACGGACCUGGCGGUGCUCCUGCACUCGGAGGUCCCCCUGGGCCCGGCGGACCUCCUGGGCAUCUGCCAGCAUUGGGCCUGUGACUUCGAGCGCAUCCUCGAGACCACCCUGUCCGGCGGCCGGCCGGACCUGGCCCAGAUCAGCCUGCCCCCGGCCGCGGCCGGGUGCCUGCUGGACAUGCUGCCGAUGGCCUGGGACGCGGACCCGCAUGCGCGCCCGGUGGCCGCGGCCUUCCGGCAAAAGUGCUCCAUGGCCUUUGUCUCGUGCUGA